Dermacentor albipictus is the source of this 2706-nucleotide messenger RNA. The record is from RefSeq and is a predicted model, not a curated record. Lineage: Eukaryota; Metazoa; Arthropoda; Arachnida; Ixodida; Ixodidae.
UUAAGGGAAUCAUUAGCUCUGGCAUCUGUUUUGGUGCACAGGUUAUACCUAUCAGAAUAAAUGCCAUCAUCUGCGAUGCACCUGCACGAGCAUUUAUCCUGAGUGUAAGAAACCACACUGGGUACUACAGCUGUACAAAAUGCACUGUGAAAGGCCUCUACAGUGAAGGGAGAGUGUGCUUUCCGGAAAAAAGUGGGAAUCUGCGCACUAACACCACAUUUCGAGGCCAAUUUCAAGAGCAACACCAUGUUGGCAAUACAGUUCUUGAGGAGUUGCCACUUGACUUGGUCAAAGACGUGCCACUGGAUUAUAUGCAUCUUGUGUGUCUAGGAGUCAUGCGAAAACUGCUUCUGUUGUGGUUUCGAGGUCCCAAGCAGAUUAGACAAGGGGCUUCUGCACAAAAUCGAAUUUCAGCCAAGCAAACAGAGCUUUCUCUUUUUGUACCAUCUGACUUCAAUCGACGUCCAAGAGGUCUACAUGACAUAGAUCGCUGGAAAGCAACAGAAUUCAGGUUUUUUUUGUUCUAUAGUGGGCCACUGGUGUUGUUUUCUGUAGUGCCACAAGGGAUGUAUGAAAACUUUCUGUGUCUUCAUGUAGCAAUAACCAUACUUGCAUCACAAAGCGCUGUAGCUGCCGAGCUUGACUAUGCUGAGGAGCUUUUGAAGUUAUUUGUUAGAGGCUUUGCAGAAAUAUAUGGGCAGCACCGUGUAUCCCAUAAUGUACAUGGGCUAUGCCACCUUGCAGAUGAUGCAAGACAUUUGGGGCCACUGGACUCAUGGAGUGCAUUUCCAUUUGAGAGCCACAUGCGCACCAUCAAGAAGCUUCUGAGAAAGCCGCAGCACCCACUGGAGCAACUGUCAAACAGAAUUGCUGAAACAAAGAAGCUUCAGUGCAGAAAAAAAUGACUGUGAUCAAUAUGCAGUCGUCAAGUUUCCAGAGGAAGGCAACUCUGUGGCUCUUGUACAUACCAAGUGACUGCAUGGCGAUGUCUGCUUGUGGCCACAGGAUUCCAAGAAUGUUUCGUAUUUAGCAAAAUGUGGAGCCUCUCCAUCCUCCAACUGGCAAGUCGUGCCAUGUGUACCCAUAGACACAUUCAGAACAUAUGAUGCAGCGUGACAAAAGCUCAAGCAAGCUGAAGAUGGGUCAGACUUGGGGAGUGAAGUGGACCUGGGACGGGGCAAAAGAAAAAAGCAACGAAGAGCCCUUAGCUCAAGUCCGGAAAGUGUGCAGCGACUACCACUUCCACCGCCCUCUAUGAUGAAAAGUAUCUUUACUAUUUGUUUUUCACACUAGCAAGCUUUGUUCACUAUAUUCCUCGUAUUAAUUUUUCUAUGCCACAUAAUUUUUCCCAUUAAUAUGCUAAGUAGGCCUGCACCUUCAAAGAAAACACAUGUGGGUUUCCCUGGCAGGUGGGCAGUGACCUGCCAUUUUGCAAAUUCACCUCUACAUUGUAAAUUUUUAUACAGCUCUGUAAAAUGAAGCUCUCUGCUUUCACUAGAAACUGGCGGCAUCUGAGCUUUGAAAUCACAUUGCAUGUGGUUGGUACACUAAGGAAUUGUAGCUUGUUUCUCGAAUCCUUUCAAUGUCGUUUUUUUCAAUUUUAGAAGCACAGAAGAGGGAUGGGAGACGUAUUCACAAGCAGUCAUCACAUGCAUCAACAUCUAAGGCUAAUGAUCCCAAUGUUUGCAGUGAUCAAGGCGCAGUGCAAUGUGCACAAAUGUGUGCUAGCGAGACUUCAGAAUCUGAGGCUGAGGCUGAGUCUGGAGGUGAACAAGAUGCAAUGCAAGAAUCAUCAGGCGUUAAAAGAUCGUUCACAGCUCACUCUUUGAUGAAAAGAGCAAGCCAAAUGGGAAAUACACAGUGCAACAAUGAGAAGUGGCAUUCAAGUCAGUCUGUUGCACCUAUUUCAGAUGAUGGCAUUAAGCAGGUCAUCAGGCUUCUACAAACGGUAAUCUUGAGAGUCGAGCACCUGGGAAGCCAACUAGACGUAAUAAAAGCAAAGCUUUGUGACCAACUGCAGCCUGAAGCAGAUUUGUUAGAAAAACCAUUUUGUGACAUCACGGAGUUCGAACUGUUUGAUCAAGGCCUCUCAGAAAGUGAUGCAAUGAAGUCAAAGUUGGUACGGGAACUCGCUGCCUUAGGAGGAAGAAAUGUUAGUUUGUCUACGCGUCGCAUUCUUGAAGCCCUGAUGACCCAGGAAGUGGCUGUUCAAUAUAGUUGGCUCGGACAAAAAGGAAAGAAGAAGUUCUUGUCGUUGACAACCUGCGACUUGAUAUAUAAAAGUGUUAAAUGCACAUUUGAAACUGUAAAAAGAAGUGAAGUUGAGGACGUUGUAAAAACGUGGCUCAGACACGCUGGGGAGAAGCUUAGAAAGAAUAACAAACAGUCUGAAAAAGUCACAGAGCUGCUGGAGUGACAACGCAGGCCUCACUGAAGUGCAGCAUGUUUCAACCACAGCACGGAGGACUUUUUUUCCACAUUUUGCUGUUUUAAUGAUAAUUUCGUCAUUAUAAUACCCAUUUUUACUUUUCCGUUCUUUAAUAUUUAAAGAUUGUAUUUUAAUUCCUCAUUUUCUAGUCAUUUUUAGUCAGUUACAGUUUAUUACUCAUUUUUGCAUUGCUGUAGCAGGAAGACAAUAUUUUCGCGCAUUAAGAGUGAUGCCUUAUGUAUUCAUGUUUUUUAUAAUAAAUUUUAUAUUUAAGCUUU